Messenger RNA from Aureobasidium namibiae CBS 147.97, 672 nucleotides. RefSeq lists its product as uncharacterized. Bases 1 to 672 code for a protein of 223 amino acids. NCBI's taxonomy places the organism in Eukaryota, Fungi, Ascomycota, Dothideomycetes, Dothideales, Saccotheciaceae. The record is from RefSeq and is a predicted model, not a curated record. The transcript is spliced from 4 exons. Gene Ontology annotation, cellular component: signal peptidase complex; membrane. Gene Ontology annotation, biological process: protein targeting to ER.
AUGACGGACGAAUCCAGAAUAUCGCCUUAUAAUGUUUCCGACUGCAAGAACACAACCGACGAUGCUCUGCAAAACUACCUGAACGGCCUCAAGUUCCGCCAAUCCCACUGGUACACCGACGUCAAGCUCGCUCUCGGAUACACUGCCGUCAUAAUCGCUGCCAUUACCUUUGCUCUCGACUACAAGUAUGGCUUCGAAGCUACAAAACGAUUCACCACCUUCGCCGUCGUCGCCUACUUUCUCCUGAACGGCGCCUUUACCUACUGGAUCUGGCAGGUUGAAAAGGGCCUCGUAUACGUCGGUGCUUGGAAGGGCCGCAAGAUCACAAUCUCGACCCGCGCAGACAAGUUCGACCCCACCUACAAACUCAACGUCACAUACCACCCAUCCUCGCUCAACACCAUCCCGCCCGUCGACAAGGAAAUCUCCGCUCCCUUCAUGCGAUGGUUCACCGCCGAUGGCUUCUUCGUCGCCGCCCCCUUCCAGCAAUGGCUCGCUACAAACAUCGACAUGGUCGGUGAUGCAGACCCCAAGAAUGUCCUCGAUGAAGCAGCUGGUCUUGUUUCUGCUCAGUCGGUCAAGCCUGAAGGUCUCAAGGAUUUAUUGAAUGUUAUCAAGACUGGUCCUCCGCCUGCUGCUCCUGCUGCUGCUGCUCCUAGGAAAAGGGGUUGA